Messenger RNA from Acomys russatus (golden spiny mouse), 1492 nucleotides. RefSeq names its product O-sialoglycoprotein endopeptidase like 1 (gene Osgepl1). Bases 42 to 1286 code for a protein of 414 amino acids. Gene Ontology annotation, biological process: tRNA threonylcarbamoyladenosine modification. NCBI's taxonomy places the organism in Eukaryota, Metazoa, Chordata, Mammalia, Rodentia, Muridae. The transcript has 6 exons. Gene Ontology annotation, cellular component: mitochondrion. The record is from RefSeq and is a predicted model, not a curated record.
UCUGUAAUUCUCUCCUAGGAAUUAUUUGUAGAGUAGUAAGUAUGCUGAUAGUAAAUAAGACAGCAAGAUUUUUUUCUAAGCCAUUGAAGAGUAAAGUUUAUGGACUUUUAAGAACUUUCCAUGUUCAUUCUGGAACAUGUUUCCGUCAUAAACUAGUACUGGGAAUUGAAACCAGCUGUGAUGAUACAGCAGCUGCUGUGGUGGAUGAAACCGGAAAUGUGUUGGGAGAAGCAAUACAUUCCCAGACGGAAGUUCAUUUAAAAACAGGUGGGAUUGUUCCUCCUGUAGCUCAACAGCUUCACAGAGAAAAUAUUCAACGGAUAGUAGAAGAAACUCUUUCUGCCAGUAGCAUCUCUCCAAGUGACCUGUCAGCAAUAGCAACAACCAUCAAACCAGGACUGGCUCUAAGCUUGGGAGUCGGCUUAGCCUUCAGCUUACAGCUCGUAAAUCAGUUUAAAAAGCCAUUCGUUCCUAUUCAUCAUAUGGAGGCCCAUGCUCUUACGAUUAGGCUGACCAAUAAAGUAGAAUUUCCUUUUUUAGUUCUUUUGAUCUCUGGAGGUCACUGUCUGUUGGCAUUAGUCCGAGGUGUUUCAGAUUUUCUGCUUCUUGGGAAGUCUUUGGACAUAGCACCGGGUGACAUGCUGGACAAGGUGGCAAGAAGACUUUCUUUAACCAAACAUCCAGAGUGUUCUACAAUGAGUGGUGGGAAGGCUAUAGAACAUUUGGCCAAACAAGGAGAUAAAGGCCAUUUUACUAUCAAUCCACCGAUGCAGAAUGCUAAGAAUUGCAAUUUUUCUUUUUCGGGACUUCAGCAUAUUAUUGAUAAGCUAAUAAGACACAAGGAAAAAGAAGAAGGCAUUGAGAAAGGACAAAUCCUGUCGUCAGCUGCAGACAUUGCUGCUGCAGUACAGCAUACAACAGCGUGCCACCUUGCAAAGAGAACACAUCGUGCUAUUGUGUUUUGCAAACAGAGAGAUUUGUUGCCUCCAACUAACGCAGUAUUAGUUGUAUCUGGAGGUGUUGCAAGUAACUUGUAUAUUCGAAGAGUAUUGGAAAUUGUAGCAAAUGCAACACAAUGCACUUUGUUGUGUCCUCCUCCCAGACUGUGCACUGAUAAUGGCAUUAUGAUUGCAUGGAAUGGAAUUGAAAGGUUACGGGCUGGCUUGGGCAUUUUACAUGAUGUGGAAGACGUCCGAUAUGAGCCAAAAUGUCCUCUUGGAGUAGACAUAUCCAAAGAAGUUGCAGACGCUGCCAUAAAAGUACCACUAUUAAAAAUGACAAUUUGACUUGUGAUUUUUAAAGGUCUCUACAGGUAAUAUUUCAAACAAUAAAAUUAAGUUUGGGUGUUAAAUAUGUUCAUUAGACAUCAAGACUUUUAUUACACAUGCGUAUAUACAUAUUCCUGUAAGGAAACAUGCCAGUGCGUGCAUGUGUGAGUGUGCAUGGUAGUAAGGAGUCAUUCACAAUCCAGGUGUCACACUCGGGAAUGCUC